This is a messenger RNA of Polyodon spathula (Mississippi paddlefish), 1763 nucleotides long. RefSeq names its product vesicle transport protein USE1-like. Gene Ontology annotation, molecular function: SNAP receptor activity. The coding region runs from base 177 to 827 and encodes 216 amino acids. Gene Ontology annotation, cellular component: endoplasmic reticulum; SNARE complex. NCBI's taxonomy places the organism in Eukaryota, Metazoa, Chordata, Actinopteri, Acipenseriformes, Polyodontidae. The transcript is spliced from 8 exons. The record is from RefSeq and is a predicted model, not a curated record. Gene Ontology annotation, biological process: retrograde vesicle-mediated transport, Golgi to endoplasmic reticulum.
AGGGGUCCUGUUUGUCCUGCGACGAACAGGGCUGUGAAUUCACAGACUCACACAUCCAGAGCCAUGUCACGUAGACAAGACAGACACCCAUUGUACGUCUUAAAAUGAAGGCAUUGAACAAAACUCGUACGUUAUUGCCUUUGACUUGGUGACAGUAUGUAAGCGCCCUUGAGGAAAUGCUGGCAGCUCUGAAGAAAAGUACAAGUAAACCUGUUCCAGAGGCCUUGACCGAUUACACCAGGAAAGUAGAAUUUCUGAAAGGAUUAUUGGAAGCUGAGAAACUGUCGUCUCCGACAGAGAAAGCCCUGGCCAAUCAGCUUCUGGCUCCCGGAAGGACUCCGACCACUGGGAAAGAGAGAACGUCAGCCAGCAAAACCAUCCACCUGCGGACGAGCGCCAGGUGUACUGGAGAGAUGAGGAACGAGCUCCUCGGCACAUCAUCAAAUACAGGUGAUGGAGAUGCAGAGCUGAGAAAUAGGAGGGGCACAGCGCUUGAUGAGAAGCAAUCAGCCACUGAGCUCGACACAGUUCUCCAGCACCAUCACAACAUCCAGGAGAAAUUAGCGGAGGAGAUGCUGAGCCUGGCUCGCAGUCUGAAGAACAACUCCCUAGCAGCCCAGAACGUCAUCAAACAGGACAAUCAGACACUGACCCAUUCCCUGCGGAUGGCGGACGUGAACUUUGAGAAGCUGAAGACGGAAUCAGAAAGGUUGGAGCAGCACACCAAGAAAUCAGUGAACUGGCUGCUUUGGAUCAUGUUAAUCGCUGUCUGUUUUAUUUUCAUCAGCAUGAUUCUGUUCAUAAGAAUCUUCCCUAGACUCCGAUGAUUCUAAUAAUAAUGAUUCAUAUAAUCCUUUAUAUUGAAUUAUCCUUUAGUACUGAUGAUCUAUAUAUAGAGAAACACCAGGUGGAAGCAGCAAAGAGCCUUUAUGAUGAUCCGUUUUAGACAAAGGACACAGCAUUGUCUGUCUGGGUACAGGAUUUAGCUGUAGUUCCCUGCAGACAAUAUUCAUAAUCUCACCCUUCACCUGCUUUUGUAGUCAAGAGGGGUCCUGUUCGCAAAUGCAUGAUGACUUCACGGGUCAGUCUGUUGCUGUUCUGCUUGAGAGUCACGCAUUUCCAGACCUCUCAACCUGCAAAGAAGCUAGCGACGAAUGAAACAAAAAAAAACAACAUGACACUUAAGGAAUUGGGGAAAUGAGCAGUUUCUUCACUGAAAAUCACUGUGUGGCCGUGAUGCUGUCCACACAAAGGCUUGACGUAGUUCUGUUUGCGGAUUGCGGAACAUGGUCUGAAAACUCACUGCAAUACCCUUCUUUCCCACACAGCAGGGUCUAUGGGUCAGAGCAGCAAGUCUAUAUUUUCUGUGCCUUGGGUAGCUGGGUUUAUGCAGAAUUACAUUUUGAUUUAUUCUGCUUCUGUUUUUAACAUUGUUCGGUCUUGUUUGAUACAGAUUGAUACAGUGUUAUCCAGCGCGUGUGGAAGAUUAAUUAUUUAGCGAAGGAUUUUAAAUAACAUUUUGUGGAUACUUGUAGGUAGAUCAUUAUGACCUACAUCAACCAAAAGCCAACUUUUGUUUCUUUAAUUAUAUGUCAGCACCAAUUCUGACCCAUAGUAAUAAUCUAAUUGUUAAGAAUUUUUAUUCUUGUAAGUAUAGUUCUCCAGUUUUGACCAAAACAGUAUUUAUUGCCAUGAUAAGUGGUACUGGUAUAUUGUUGGGGGAGGGGAUCAUGAGCUGUUUAAAUAAAGUCAUCGAGGCCACA